UCUUGGCAAUCGGUUCCGAUUGCAUCCCACGACGGAGAAAUACUCUGAUUUCUCGGGGCUUAAUCCAAGGCACAGGCUGGCCCUCAUUUUUUAGUGGAGGGGGUGUGAUCGUUUAACUGGCCAUGAAGGGUUAUAGACCGAUCUUUCUGUUGCAGGCUAGUAGUGCUCUACUGCCGUUGAGAUCUAUUGUAAACAGCCAUCUCAUUUGUUCAUCAAGUCUUCGAACUGAGCCUUUACUUAUAAUAGGUAUCCCUCCCCACACUAAAAAAGUCGAGGAUGCCUACCCAUUCCAGGCUAUAAUAACCCGGUUCAAAAGACAAUGUGGUCAAGGUACUUAACUAUCCCGGAAUUGAUUUCUCGCCCCCACUUCCCUUACGUUGCACGAGAUUCCAUGACUGAUGACAUAUCGUAUUUGCUCAGUGGUGAUAGAAGGUGGAUGCAUUUGGAUGCAUUCCGCCCAUGGGACUGAACAAAUGUUUCGGGCAGAGACCGAGGACAUCACUACCCGCAGUACUUGAAGGACACUUGUUUUUACCAUAUUUAAUGAGAACUUACACCGGUUUAUUUACAAGGAUCUUGCGACUGUCGGAUAAAGAAUCAGGAUGUGUAUUCUCGAAUACUACAGCUGCUUUCGAAUUGCG
This is a messenger RNA of Desarmillaria tabescens, 641 nucleotides long. RefSeq lists its product as uncharacterized. The coding region runs from base 123 to 338 and encodes 71 amino acids. The transcript has a single exon. NCBI's taxonomy places the organism in Eukaryota, Fungi, Basidiomycota, Agaricomycetes, Agaricales, Physalacriaceae. The record is from RefSeq and is a predicted model, not a curated record.